This is a messenger RNA of Vigna radiata var. radiata (mung bean), 774 nucleotides long. RefSeq lists its product as uncharacterized. NCBI's taxonomy places the organism in Eukaryota, Viridiplantae, Streptophyta, Magnoliopsida, Fabales, Fabaceae. The transcript has 2 exons. The record is from RefSeq and is a predicted model, not a curated record. Bases 1 to 774 code for a protein of 257 amino acids.
AUGAAAGAAAAAGAGAUGCAACCAGGGUGUUUUAAUGAAAUCUUCAAGAAAUUGGGGAUAAAAAUUCUUGUGACUGAGUCAUUGCAACAAAUCCCUGAAUAUGCCAAGUUUUUGAAGAAACUCCUCAAAAGAAAGAAAUAUCUAGAGGAGGACACAAUUGAGGUACAUGGGGAUUGCAGUGUGAUCUUACAGAAGGCACUCCCUCCUAAGGUUAAAGAUCCAGGAAGUUUCAUUAUUCCUUGCACUUUUAGGAGCCACAAAAGAGGGAAAACCCUAAUCAAUUUAGGGUCGAGUAUCAAUUUGAUGCUCUUAACUGUUCUUGAAAAUAUUGGUGGUCUUGAAGUCAAGCUGGCAAGGAUAUCUCUUUUUAUGGCAGAUGGAUCCACCAAAAGGCCCUAUGGUAUGGUGGAAGAUGUGAUGGUUCAAACUAAUAACCUAAGAUUCCUGGUGGACUUUGGUGUGCUGGAGAUGGAGGAAAAUUUGGAGAUCCCUAUUAUUCUUGGAAGCCCAUUCAUGAAGACGGCCAAGGUGAUGAUUAAUGUUGAUGAUGGAACAAUAGCACUUAAAGACCAAGAAGAAGAAGUUAUUUUCAAUGUCUUCAAUGUUGAGCAACAGAUCCAAGUGAAGAAGAAUAGUCGCAAAGAUGCAUGUAAAGAUGCACCAGGGACUAGUACAAAAGCUUCAAAGCCAAGCAAGAAAGAGAAUGAGGUAAUACUGAAAGCAGAGAUGAAGAGCCAAGGAGAUGGAGCUCAAAAAGGCCUGGAAAAGCACUAG